Lepisosteus oculatus (spotted gar) is the source of this 1858-nucleotide messenger RNA. It is a transcript of the gene ddost, whose product is annotated as dolichyl-diphosphooligosaccharide--protein glycosyltransferase subunit (non-catalytic). Lineage: Eukaryota; Metazoa; Chordata; Actinopteri; Semionotiformes; Lepisosteidae. The record is from RefSeq and is a predicted model, not a curated record. Gene Ontology annotation, cellular component: endoplasmic reticulum membrane; oligosaccharyltransferase complex.
GGCCCUGCUCACCGAAUGGUCCCAGGCCUCUGGUUGGCUGAGACGGUGAAGGUGAAAGGUCGCCGUGUUAGCGCUGACGUCGUUCUCUCUGGGAAGAUGGCUACCGUGGGAGUGUGUGGAUGUGUUCGGGCUGUUGUGCCGCGGUGCAGCGGGCGAAACCGAGCCCAGAAGCUCGGUGGAGGUUUGCUGCUCUUCCUGUGCGUGGUGCUGGCCACGCUGCAGGGGGCUGUGGCUGGCGGUAGGACGCUGGUGCUGCUGGACAACAUCAAUAUGAGGGAGACUCAUUCAGUCUUCUUCCGCAGCUUGGCCGACCGAGGGUUUGACCUGGCCUUCAAGACUGCGGACGACCCCGGCCUGUCUCUCAUCAAGUACGGCCAGUUCUUGUACGAUCACCUCAUCAUUUUCUCCCCCUCAGUGGAAGAUUUUGGAGGCAGUAUCAAUGUGGAAACGAUCACCGCGUUCAUCGACGGGGGAGGAAAUGUCCUCGUUGCAGCCAGUUCUGACAUUGGUGACCCCCUGAGAGAGCUGGGGAGUGAGUGUGGCAUCGAGUUUGACGAGGAGAAGACUGCCGUCAUCGAUCACCACAACUACGAUGUUUCGGACCCAGGAGAGCACACCCUGAUAGUGGCUGACCCAGAGAACCUGCUGAAGGCUCCAACCAUUGUCGGCAGGCCCACUGGAAAGCCCAUCCUGUUCAAGGGCGUCGGGAUGGUGGCUGACCCAGACAACCCCCUGGUCCUGGACAUCCUGACUGGAUCCUCCACAUCCUACUCCUUCUUCCCAGACCGGCCCAUCACUCAGUACCCCCACGCGGUGGGGAAGAACACGCUGCUGAUCGCUGGCCUGCAGGCUCGGAACAACGCUCGAGUGGUUUUCAGCGGUUCCCUAGACUUCUUUAGCGAUGCCUUCUUCAACUCUGCGGUGCAGAAGGCGGCACCAGGCUCUGAAAGGCAUGCCCAGACUGGGAACCAGGAGCUGGCGCUGGCGCUGUCCCGCUGGGUGUUCAAGGAGGAGGGCGUGCUGAGGGUGGGCGCCGUCUCGCACCACCGAGCUGGGGAGACUGCCCCCCCCAGUGCCUACACGAUCACAGACCUCGUGGAGUACAGCAUCGUGCUGGAGAAGCUGUCUGAUGGAAAAUGGGUUCCCUUUGAUGGAGAUGAUAUCCAGCUCGAGUUUGUCAGGAUCGACCCCUUUGUCAGGACAUACCUGAAGAAAAACGGUGGAAAGUACAGCGUGCAGUUCAAGCUUCCUGACGUCUACGGUGUUUUCCAGUUUAAAGUAGAUUACAACCGGCUGGGAUACACCCACCUGUACUCCUCCACCCAGGUGUCAGUGCGCCCCCUGCAGCACACGCAGUACGAGCGCUUCAUCCCCUCUGCCUUCCCCUACUACGCCAGCGCCUUCUCCAUGAUGGGCGGCCUCUUCAUCUUCAGCAUCGUCUUCCUGCACAUGAAGGAGAAGGAGAAGGCGGAGUAGAGUGGCGUCUUGGCAGCAGGUCCGGAGUUCUGCAGCUGCUGCUACAGCUGGGCAGCUGGCAGUAGCCCCUGGCACAUCUGGCAGGGCCACAGCACGUGGGCCUGGAGGGGCAGCAGCGGGGUUGGGGGUGCUGUCUGGUUUUGUUGUGCAGUUCUCUCCAUCUCACUGAUUACUGGGGUUAAAGCACUGUUGUUCUGGAUUAUUUUCUGUGUUUUGUGUUUUGCAUUGUUUUCCUGCAGUGUUCUGAAGAACGAUGCAUUAAUUCAAGAGAGAUUUAAAUUAAAUCUCUUUAUAUACAAAUUUUCAGUUUUUGAGGCUCUCACCUGACAGGUUUUGUUGCCAUUUGAACCAGAACAAAUAAAACAACAUUCCACCCUCACAA